This is a messenger RNA of Psammomys obesus (fat sand rat), 2022 nucleotides long. RefSeq names its product ribonuclease A family member 13 (inactive) (gene Rnase13). The transcript is spliced from 2 exons. Lineage: Eukaryota; Metazoa; Chordata; Mammalia; Rodentia; Muridae. Bases 743 to 1192 code for a protein of 149 amino acids. Gene Ontology annotation, molecular function: nucleic acid binding. The record is from RefSeq and is a predicted model, not a curated record.
UCAGAUAACGCUAUCAGAGCCAACCUGCCAUGCUCAGAGCUUCAGAGCCAGCACCCAGAGAUCUCCAGCAGUGCCCUGAAUUGUGGGUACUGGCACAGUCAGCUGGGCACUGAGGAGCAGGACUGUGGGAAAUCUUGGAGGUUCUCUGUUCUCAGUCCGUUGCUUUGGUGGGUGGCGUGGUGCACAUGGCCCCCGGGGGCUUUUAAGUGGGGUAAGACGUUGGUGGACCAUUGAUCAAAGGUAAACACUUUGUUCUUCAGAAAAAAAGAUGGUUCUUUCCUUCCCACUUUGCUAAAAGCAGGACCAGUGGGCCAGAGCAGACAUCAAAGAAGGCCCAGGAACUCAGAGAUUUCUGGCCAGGAGGUUGGAACUAAGUGUUCUGAGGCGACCAGACAGCGAUGUCUCUUUCCUCCUCCCCACCUAACCACAAAGCACAGGGCUUCUCAACCCGGGGCGGGGGACUCCCUCCUUCCAUCCUGGUCUUCAUCUAAAACCCUUUUUAGUCUCACUCCACCUCUAGGCUGUAAGUGGCCUGAAGCGGGGCAAAUCCCUGCCUCCCCACCCACACCUUCCCCAAGUGUCUUCAGUUCCUUCCUACAGAGCUGUCUGUGACUGCCGAGGCAGCCUGUUCUCCUUCUGUAUCCACCAUAAGGAGUGCCGGGAAACGGGGCAUCCGGAGGCAUCUAUCCCCAAGGACCAGCUGGACCUCCGAUUCUGAGCUGCAGCCCUAGGACUGGAAGGCAUGGCACCAGAUGUGGUCUGGCUCCUUUUCUUCCAACCUACUCUGGCAAUAGGCCUCUCAAUGCAGACUGCCAUCAAGAACUUCCGAAUCUUACAUGUCGACUACCCCAAGGUCAGCUACGCGAAGGGUUUCCAUGGAUACUGUAACGGCCUCAUGGACUAUGUGAGGGGAAGGCUGAAGGACUGGUACUGCCCUAAGAUCCACUAUGUGGUACACGCGCCCAGGGAAGGCAUCGAGAAGUUCUGCAAAUACAGCGAGAGCUUCUGUGAGAACUACAAUGAGUAUUGUACCCUCACUCAGGAUGCGUUCCCGCUCACAAUCUGCACCUUGGACCGUAAACAGCCACCGUCUAGCUGUAGCUACAACAGUACCCUGACCAACCAAAGGCUGUACUUGCUCUGCUCCCGCAAGCAUGAUGCUGAGCCAAUUGGCAUCAUUGGCCUCUCCUAGGGACUCAGCUCCUGAACAGUCCCACCUAGUACGGCCCCUACAUGCCACCCCAAAGCCUGUCCCCAGUCUCUGAGUCUAGCAGUGAGUCUUCCUCCCUGACUUCUGAAGCAGAGCCCCUCCCUCCUCUUUAGGCUCUUUUCACCUUCCCAUCCCCCCACCUUGAGCCUCUCUCUCUCUCCCACCCAAGAAGCCGACUGUGUCCAGCUGGCCGUGCUUGUCUAUACACUGGGCCAGAUUCCGACUUCUGGAUGGAGGCCCAGGCCCCAGCUCACACCAUGGCAACAGGCACCCAGCUCCAGUACCUCUCCCUAUCCCUGUUUUUAGUGUCAGCUCCGCCCCCACCCCCAUCCCCGAAGCUCCCUGCUGUUUUCCUUAUAAUUCUUGCCACACUCUAGCAAUAAGAACCUUCCUAUGACCCUUGGGCCCAUUUUGUCUCACUUCCUCAAAGCCCUCUCUGUCCCCAGCCUGUACUUCUCUGUGAUUUCCCCUUUAUAUAACCUGUCCUUCCCUACCUCCUUCCACCACGGAGAAUAGUGAUGUUUUUUUUCCUACUUUCCCAACCACUGUUAGCCAAGCUGCCCACCUUUUCACAACCUCCGCCUUCCAUUCCUCUCUCACCUUGGCCCAGAGGAAUUUUAAAUUAUCCUUUCUGUUUUUUUUUUUUUCCCCCAAGGUCCCUCAGUCCCUCUUUCCUCCCUUAUCUCUACCCAACAUUUCCCAGACUCUAGGGAGUCUGUUUCACUCAGGUGGCAGAGGAUGAGGCAGGCCCAGCUCCAUCAUGUAAAGUGUAAAAACCACUGGGGGAAAUUGGGCAAAAGGUCCAUGGGCGC